Molecule: messenger RNA, 1943 nt
Organism: Punica granatum (pomegranate)
Lineage: Eukaryota; Viridiplantae; Streptophyta; Magnoliopsida; Myrtales; Lythraceae
Source: RefSeq, a predicted model, not a curated record
GCAAAGCUUUCAUUAGCCCAUCAACAAUCUCAUAACCCUCUGCAACUGAACAAAGGGACACCGAUAAUGUCUCAACCGAAUUUGAUCCCCGACGCUUGGGACUACAAAGGCCGCCCUGCCGAGCAGUCCAGGACUGGUGGCUGGACAAGUGCCGCCAUGAUUCUAGGUGGCGAGGCAUGUGAGAGGUUAACUACGCUGGGGAUAGCGGUUAAUUUGGUGACAUACUUGACCGGAACUAUGCAUCUAGGGAACGCGACCUCUGCAAACACGGUCACCAACUUCAUGGGCACCUCCUUCAUGCUUUGCCUCUUUGGUGGCUUUGUUGGAGACACAUUCCUCGGCAGGUAUCGCACCAUCGCGAUCUUCGCGGCCAUUCAGGCACUGGGUGUCACUAUCUUGACCUUAUCAAUAAUAAUUCCGGGCCUCCGCCCGCCGGAAUGCAACCCCGCCACUGGCUCGCCCUGCGUUCCAGCAACAGAGACACAGCUGAUGGUGCUCUACCUAGCCCUAUACACAGUCGCCCUGGGCACCGGCGGACUCAAGUCGAGCGUGUCAGGGUUCGGGUCGGACCAAUUCGACGAGUCCAACAAGCUUGAGCGGGCCCAGAUGACUACCUUCUUCAACUGGUUCUUCUUCUUCAUCAGCAUCGGAUCACUCUGCGCCGUCACUGUGCUUGUAUACAUACAGGACCACCUAGGGAGGGAAUGGGGGUAUGGCAUCUGCGCCAGUGCAAUUACAAUCGGGUUGGUCGUGUUUCUCUCGGGCACAAAGAAGUACCGGUUUAAGAAACUUGUGGGGAGCCCGCUCACGCAGAUAGCAGCUGUCUUCGUCUGCGCGUGGAGGAAGCGGCGGCUGGAGCUGCCCUCCGAUCCGUCGGCUCUAUACAAUGUGGAUGAUAUUGCCGGUGAUGGAGAUCUUGAGAUGUCCAAGAAGAAGAAGAAGCAGAUGUUGCCCCAUAGCAAGCAAUUCCGUUUCUUGGACAAGGCAGCCAUCAAGGACCCCGUGAUGUCUAUGAACAAGUGGUACUUGUCGACCCUAACCGAUGCGGAAGAAGUGAAGUUGGUGCUGAGGAUGCUUCCGAUUUGGGCCACAAGCAUCAUGUUUUGGACUGUCUAUGCGCAGAUGACCACGUUCUCGGUCUCUCAGGCAACCACCAUGGACCGCCACAUUGGGCGAUUCCAGAUUCCGCCCGCCUCCCUGACUGUUUUCUUCGUGGGCAGCAUCCUGUUGACUGUCCCUAUCUAUGACCGCGUCGUGGUCCCCAUCACGCGAAGGCUCCUAAAGAACCCCCAGGGGCUCACCCCACUCCAGAGGAUCGGGGUGGGGUUGUUCUUCUCCAUGAUGGCCAUGGCAAUAGCGGCCUUGGCUGAGCUCAAGCGGCUCCAAGUCGCCCGGUCACACGGCCUCGUAGACAAUCCAACAGCAGUGGUCCCAAUCACCGUGUUCUAUCUUGUGCCGCAGUUCUUCUUCGUCGGGUCAGGGGAGGCGUUCACCUACAUCGGGCAACUCGAUUUCUUCCUAAGGGAGUGCCCCAAAGGGAUGAAGACCAUGAGCACAGGGCUUUUCCUAAGCACACUCUCAUUAGGGUUCUUCUUCAGCUCUCUAUUGGUGACUGUAGUGCACAAGAUGACAGGGAACAAGAAGCCAUGGCUGGCUGAUAAUCUCAACCAAGGGAGAUUAUAUAACUUCUAUUGGCUUCUGACAACCUUAAGUGCCCUAAAUUUUGUUAUAUAUUUGGUUUGUGCCAAGUGGUACGUCUACAAGGACAAGAGGCUAGCUGAGAAGGGGAUUGAAUUAGAAGAGACGGAGCCAACAUGUCAUGCUUAGAAAUGUAUAGGAUCCUAAUUCCAACAGCUUUUAACAUCUCUUUCUCAAAACGUUUGUCUCAAUUAUGUAUCUUUUUAUAUAGUGAUGAAGUAAUAUAUUUGGGCCGCUUCCCCUCA